AUGACAACGUUGACAAUUAUGGAAACCGAGAUGGUCCUAUUGGCCAUGUUGCCAGAGGAUGAACGUGUGAUGAUGAUACAGACGCCACGUCUACGCACAAUCGCAGAACUGGAGGAUUUUAUCGUGGACGAAUACUCGCGAGUGUUUCCUUUCGUACCGGCACUCAGCCGCAACCUGCGCAUACAAAAGUGCGUGUCACCUGAGCUGGUUGUCGAUCGUCGCUCAUACGCCACGGCACUUCAGCAGGCACCUCAUAGUUUUGUGGACCUAGCAAAGAACGUGCAGGUUGGUAACGUGUUUCAGAACAUGGAGCAAAUCUACAUCGUCCUCAACAAGAAUGCCCGGAAGCAACAGCAGGCGCCGAAGAAGGUUACAAGUGAAGCGCCGAAGAAGGCUACAAUUGAAUCUCCUCGAAAGCAACAGGUGCUCAAAAAGAUUACAGCCGCAGCUCUUAGUGUGCAAGCAAAAACUAGUGUUGAAAGCGACAAUUCUGCAGAAAAGGAGGUGCAAGACGAUAAGAAGGAGAAGGAGCAAGAGGUGUCAAAGAAGACGUCUAUCGAAAAGAAGUUACAGGACACGAAGCAGGAGACUGCUCGCGACGCUACGCAGGAUGCUACAGAGAAAAUACAAGACAGCAAGAAUAAAGGCAACGACGCGAAGAAGGUUGGCGCGGCAGAUACGGAUGAGAAGAAGAUUGAUCUGAAGGAGAAGUCGAGGAAGGUUGCCAAGAUGGCGAAACACGACGCAAAGACGACAGCAAAGAACGAGAACAAGAGCGACUCGAAGACUCCUGUUGCUGGGACGGAAGAAAACAUCUCGAAGAAAGUUGUGAAAAAGGCUGCCCCGAAAAGAAGCGAGAACGCCCUUUUGAAGAAGAUGCGCGCGGCAAAGCAUGAUGCAUCUCAAUCAGGUGCUGCUCUAGUAGUCAAUUCUCUUCAAGAUACUGGAAGCGGCGCGCCAAAGGUGCCGCUGAAAAGCGAGCGGAAGCGCAAGUCCAACGAAGAAGACGUCUUAGGAGCUCAAGUAAAAACCGCGCCGGAUUCUCUAGAACCUCUGCCAAAGAAGAAGAAGAAAACGGUGGAAAAGUCAGAUGACAACGUUUCGAAGCCGGUUGAAGACGAGAUAGCCGCGAGCAUGGUCGAAAUGUCAGCAAAGAAGACAGCUGUCCAAAACAAGAUUCCGAAAACGUCAAGAAAGAAAGCAACGAAGUCAGAACUGAAGACCGACGUCGAAUCGUCGACUGCUAGUGAGUCGACACCUGUCAAGUCGAAGUUAAAGAAGAAUACUGACAUCAAAUCUGAUGAUAUUGAGGAGCCAGUGGUGAAGCGCGCAAAGACAGAAGCAAUACCAAAGGUGAAGAAGGUUGCUGACAAAGUAAAGCGGGCAGCAAAGCCUACGACAUCUAUCCCUGACACAAGCGCUAGCUCGAGCUCUCAGUCUUCUAGCUCGUCAGCAACGCAGGAAGACGAACAAGCUUCUGGUGAGAAGAUAGAUGUGGUCGAGACUCCUGCUACUAAAAAAGCUACUAUGGUGAUGCUGAACGAAAAGCCAAAAGUGAUCAACGAACAAAAAUCUGGUUUUGAGAAGAUUAUAGCGGACAUGACGAAACAAAUUGCUGAUGAGAAAAAGGCUUCAGAUGCUAAGCUAUCCACGACCUUUACACCCGAUAAAAAGUCAGUGCAAACGUCGAAGUCUGCAGAGAGCACGGCUAGCGAAUCUUCUUCCGACUCCGAGCAUCCCUUUGUUUUUGUUAAAGUAGCGAAGCAUUCUCGAAAGAAUGCUACCCCAGUGGAGGAUAGUUCGUCCUCUUCGUCGGAAGAGGAGGAGCUGGAUUAUUCGCAGAGCCUUUUGGCUGACUUGACCAAGAACGAUAAUGAUGAGGAAGAAGUUGUGCCCGUGGUUCUUAAGAAGGGGAAGAAGUCGAAGCAGAGUAACUCCACCGUACAAACCUCCCACAGCAUGGAGGAGGACAUGCCUUCGUCGCAACUUACUCAAAAAUCACAAGAGUUGAACAGCGUGCUGUUGUCGCCGCUUUCCCGGAAUCGCUUUUCACUCGGUAGCAUGCCGGUGAAGGUCAAAGGUGAGACCAGCAAUGCUACUGACCGUCCGAACAGCCGUCCUCGUAAGUGA
Messenger RNA from Peronospora farinosa, 2130 nucleotides. Lineage: Eukaryota; Oomycota; Peronosporomycetes; Peronosporales; Peronosporaceae. The record is from the annotation of a GenBank genome assembly.